Molecule: messenger RNA, 7683 nt
Organism: Orycteropus afer afer
Lineage: Eukaryota; Metazoa; Chordata; Mammalia; Tubulidentata; Orycteropodidae
Source: RefSeq, a predicted model, not a curated record
AUGAAGUGCCCCUUGGCGGCAGCCAGCAGCCGUCUGAUGGGGAGCUCCUCGGCCUCGUCGUUCAUGGGCAGCUUCCUCACCAGCAGCCUGGGUUCGGCCACCUCCGCACACCCGAGCGGCCCCACCUCUGCCCCCUCUGAACAGGCCUACCACGGCUCCCACCCGGCCCCCUCCCAGAUCUGGUUCUCCCACUCCCACGAAGCUCCAGGGUACCCCAGAUUUUCAGGGAGUCUGGCAUCCACCUUCCUACCCAUGAGCCACUUGGAUCACCAUGGAAACAGCAAUGUCCUCUAUGGGCAGCAUCGUUUCUAUGGAGCCCAGAAAGAUAACUUCUACCUGCGCAACCUGCCCCCCCAGCCCACCCUCCUGCCCACCAACCAUAACUUCCCUGGCGUGGCCCGAGCCGCCCCCAGCCACCCCGUCGGCUCCUGCAGCCGCGAGCGGGGCGAGGCCGGACCACUGCCCAAGGGCUCCAAGGAGUUCGACCGCUUCCUCAUGGGCAAAGGCCUGGGCAAGGAGAAGGCUGUCAAGGUGGCCGACGGCAAGGAGCGGCCAGUGGCGGCCGAGGAGGACGGCGGCAAGGAGCGACACAGGCUGGUGCUGCCCAUGCCGGCUGACGGGCACUGCCCAGACGGCGCUGGGCCCCGGGCGGCCUGCGAGGGCCGCGCCAAGCACCUGGCCGCCUGCCUCCUCAACACCAAGGUGCUCAACGGUGACAUGGGCAAGACCCCGAUGGCCAGCUGCACAGGGGGCAUGCUGGUGCGGCCCGGUGCGGGCACGGCAGCUCCCGGGCGCUGUGCCAAAGAGGCGGCGGGACCCCCGGAGCCAGGACCAGCCUUCAGUGAGUGCCUGGAGCGACGGCAGAUACUGCACCACACGGUGUCCUACACGGUGCCCUCCGGCCUGCCCACUGGGCCACCCCCGCCCCUCAGCACCGCCCCCAGCUCCUUCCCCUGCUUACAGCUCCACGCCGGCCCUGACGGGCUCUGCCCGCUGCAGGACAAAGCCCCCCGGGACCUGAAGGCCAGCGGGCCCACCUUUGUGCCUUCCGUGGGACACCUGUCUGACAAGAGCCGUUCUUACCAGACUGCCGAGGCCUGUGCCGUGGCCAGCGAGGGCAAGGACCGGCACCUGGACGGGGUCGCCGAGCACGCCGCGUCCUAUGGUGUCGCCUAUGCCCACCUGAAGGCCGAGGGCAAGGGCGAACGGCGGACAGGCAGCUUUGAGGCCGCCCUCAACCCCAGGCUCAAGGGCCUGGAGUACCUCAACAGUGCAGGUCCUGAGGUCUCCUUCCCAGGCCUCCCCAAGGGCGGCCUGGACAAAAACAGCUACUUGGAGCUGCCUGCCCCCACGCAGGAGUGCCCCCACCCAAGUCACCAGGACCCGUUGGGUGGGAAGAUCGGGCAGGCCUGCUGCACUUCGGAGAAAGCUGCUGGCAAGGAGGCCCCCUCGGUCGCCCCCGGGGCCCAGAAAGUGGCCCGCAUCCGGCACCAGCAGCACUUGGUGGCCCCCGAGGGAGACCCAGGGUGCAGCGGGGCCGAGGGCAAGCGCAAGUCCCUGGAGCUGGCGGCCCUGGGUUACGGUGGGCCCCACCUGCCACCGUGGAGUGUGCAGGCCGGCCAGGGUGCCGCCAUGGCUGUCGGUGAGGAGCGCAAGGGCGGCGCCUACCUGGACCCCUUUGGCGGCAGCCUACAGCCGUCAGCCCUCCUGUCCCAGGAGCUUUCCGCCCCACCGGACGAGGUCUCGGCCAUGAAGAACCUGCUCAAGUACAGCAGCCAGGCCCUGGUCGUGGGCCAGAAGGCACCCUUUGUGGGCCUGGGCGGCCUGAAGGCCAGCUGCGUCCAGCAAGAAGCCAAGUUCCUGGCCCCCAAGGGCCCGGGCCAGGCCCAGAGCGAGGUGGAGAGGCCCGACUGUGCCCGAAGCCGUGAACAUGAUGCCCCACACGGCGAUGGGGAGGUGCGGCAGCCACCGGUGGGCAUCGCCGUGGCCUUGGCCAGGCAGAAGGACACUGUGAGCCGGCCUGAGAACAGCUAUAGCGGCAGCGCUGGGCGGCAGGGCAGAGCGGCCCCUGCCUUCAAGGCCGGUGGGGGCCCUCGCUCCAUGCACGUGCUGGACCUGGAGGCCGAGGAGGAGCGGACACAGCUGUGCGAGGACCGCCUGGGACUGGCCGGCCGCGAGCUGCUGCUUCAGGACAACAAAGAACUGGUGGAGUUCGCCCGGACACACCCGUCGGGCAGCUGCCCUGGAGACCUGGGUGCCCACCUUGUGAUUGCCGGCGGCCCCUCUCUACAGAACAGCCAGCUGGGCGGGGACUCGGCCCCUCACCCGCACCCUACCCACCCGCCCUGGCUGCCCCGCACCCGCAGCCCCUCCCUAUGGAUGGGGGGACAUUCCUACGGCCUUGGGCACCCUGCCCUGCACCAGAACCUGCCCCCUGGCUUCCCUGCCUCGGUGCCCGGCCCCAUGCCCCCCGUCUUCCCCCUCUCCCAGGACACCCCUGCGCAGCUUGUCAUCCUGCCCUCAGAACCUGCAUCCCACGCUGCCCCCCACGCACUUGCUGAUGUCAUGGACCAGGCUUCACUGUGGCCCCCCAUGUAUGGGGGCCGGGGCCCCACCUCACACAUGCAGCACCCUGGCCAGCUCCCCGUGUACUCUCGCUCCGGGUUCCUGCCGCAACAGGAGCUGUACCCCGCCCUGGAGUGGCAGCGGCACGCCCAGUUCCAGCGGAAGCCGGAGGAACACCCCUCGGAGCUGGAGGGACCUGGCCCUGAGAAGGCCCAGAAGUCCACCCACAAGCCAGUUGCCUUAACCCCCACCGCCAAGGGCGCCUCCCCGCCAGCUGCUGCGGGCCCCAAGCUCUCUCUCUGCUGCCACUCCCCAACCCUGCAGCCCCCCACGGCCUGUCCCACUCCACCGCCGCCGCUGCCGCCACGGCCCAGCGCCCCGUGCACUUUAUCCGUCUUGCCCUGUGUCGGCGCAUCCACCAGCAGCCCUGGGCCCCGCUCUACGGUGUCCAGAGCUGAGGACAAGGGCGCGGAGGGCCAGCGGCCCCAGGAUGCCCUCAAGGUCCUGGAACCAGCCCUGCCCCCCGGAUAUCCGCGCCCCCCUGCCUGCGUGGGCUUCUCCUCUGCCCACCCUGCCCACGUGUGUUCUUCUGACCUCGCGGACCCUGAAACUAUGCAAACCGCCCCCCCCAGGGCCCAGCCUGAGCCGACGAGGGCCUUCCCACCUGGGGAACCGUCCCCCUGCGCCCCUGCGAGCCUGGAGGAGCCUGGGUUGCUCUUGGGAGCCAGAGACACUGAGGGCCCCGCCACCACACCCCACCCCGCCAAGCGGGCACCUGCAGGGAAGGCAGCGGACCCCAGCCCACUUGAGGGGCUAGAAGAACUGCAGUGUGGGGCCCUCACCAAGGGCGGGCGCUCCCAGGCCGCUGGCCAGGCUCAUUCUACUCAGGGAGGGGCACAAGAGGAGAGGACAGAGGAGGACAGCAGGGAGGAGGUGGCACAGGGACCCUUGUUGGCGGCUGCCACCCAGGCCUUGGAGCAGCGGCCGUGGAGCCCUGGUGCCCGGGGUGAAGAUGAGGAGGGGGAGCGGGUGGAGGAGGGGGAAGAGGUCACCGAGGAGGGGCACACAGGGGAGGACUGGACCUGCCUGGACAAUGGCCACCUGCCCAGGGUGCUGCCCAGCCUGGAUGCCCUCGUGGCCGCCACCAUCCACCUGGGGGACCUCCCCAGACUCAGCCCACUGCACCCUCAGGCCCCGGCUGCCCCGGAGCCCCCCAGUGCCAGCCCCCCAUCCCGAAGCUCAGGAAUUCACGGGAUUGUCCUGCUCAGCGAGCUGGCCGACCUGGAGACCCAGAGACAGAGGAGUGAGCACGCUCUGGGAGAGGAGGAGGAAGACGUGCUGGCCUUCAAUUUGCAGCACCUGGCCACACUGGCCACAGCCUGGUCCCUGGUGGAGGCUGCAGGUCUGGACAGCCCCGCCCCCACAGCCCCGGCCCCUGCUGCCAACCCCGGCGGCAGACCUGCACUCACACCCCGCAUGCAGAUACUGCAGCGUAAGGACACCUGGACCCCCAAAGUGAAGCCUGUGUGCCCACUCAAGGCAGCCAUCGAGCGUCUGGACACACAGGAGGUGGAGAUGCGCGUGCGGCUGGCGGAGCUGCAACGGCUGUACAAGGAGAAGCAGCGGGAGCUGGCGCGGCUGCAGCGAGAACACGAACAUGAGAGAGACGAGAGCUCGCGCAGCCCUGCUCGGCGUGGGCCAGGGAGGCCCCGGAAACGGAAACACUCCAGUUCUCUGCCCGCCUUGCGUCCUGGGGGCCAGCUGGCCAGGGGCGAUGGCAAGAGAGUCAAGGCAAUGAGGACCAGCCUGGGUCUGCUGUGUGCCGAGCUGCGGGGCGCUGGGGAGCCCCCUGAGAAGCGGAGCCGCCUGGACCAGGACGUCUACGUGGGCCUGCAGGCCACCCCUGCGGAGCGUGAGAAGAGCGGCCCCCAGGGCAAGCUGGCCGCCGUCGUGGCCCACAAGGUGGCCCAGCUGAAGCCGAAGGUCAAGAACAAGGGGCUGCCUCCAGGCCUCAGCCCCUUCCCAACAGGGCGUGUGCACAAGAAGCUGUCCGGUGCCAAGAGCACCAAGGUGUCUGGAGUGGCCCGGCCCCCACAGCCCCAGGGCGACAGUGGCAAGGAGGCACCCAAGUUCCUGGGCAAGCCAGCGGGGACCUCGGGACCGGAGGCAGGCAAUGGCUCUGACAGUGAGGACUGCAGGGGGCUCCUGGGAACUGAGGUGCCGCCCAAGGAGUCGGGGCUGGCAUUGCACGGGGCCGGCGUGGCCGUGCUGGGGCCCUCACCCUCCUCCGUGGUCAAGAUGGAGGCCAACCAGAAGGCCAAGAAGAAGAAAGAGCGGCAGGGCCUCCUUGGGGCCUGCCGCCUGUCCAGCCCCGAGAGCGAGGUCAAGAUCAGGAGGAGGGCAGUGAAGGCCAAGGUGGCCGCCAAGCUGGAGCGGGUCCCAGGGCAGAGGCCGCCUGGAGCGCCCAGUAAGAAGAAAGCCAAGGGCAAAGGCAGGGGAGGUCUGCGGGCAGAGCCAGGGGCCCCCGCCACCAGGGACGCCCUCUUAGGCCCUGCCCGCGCCUUCGGCUGCCACGAGGAGGGCAGCAAGCUGACCAGUGAGCGCCUCAAGAGAGCCACGCGCAAGAGCUCCGUGCUGCGGCCGGUGCUUCAGCGGAAGAACGGGGCCCUGUCCAUCACCCUGUCGCCGCGCAACGCCAAGGCCAUCCUGGGCAAGGGCAGGAAGCUGGGUGCUGUGAAGAGUGCGGCUGUCAGCAAGCAGGGCAAGGGCCGGGCCGUGAGCCGGCUGUUGGAGAGCUUCGCCGUGGAGGACGACUUCGAGUUUGAUGAGGACAGCAGCUUCUCGGAGGCAGAGGGGGAGGACGGCGAGGCCAGCGGCCCCCUGAGCGCUGAGCAGAGGGCCGCCCUGGCACGCUCGUGUGUGAUCCACAAAGAAGACCUGCAGGACGGCCUGCCCGUGCUCAUCCCCAAGGAGGACAGCCUGCUGUACGCGGGCAGCGUCAGGACCCUGCAGCCCCCAGACAUCUACAGUGUCGUCAUUGAAGGCGAGCGAGGGAACCGGCAGAGGAUCUACUCUCUGGAGCAGCUGCUGCAAGAGGCGGUCCUGGAUGUCCGGCCCCAGUCCAGCCGGCACCUGCCACCAGGCACCCGGGUCUGCGCCUACUGGAGCCAGAAGUCCCGCUGCCUGUACCCGGGCAACGUGGUCCGAGGGACCUCCAGUGAUGAGGAGGAAGACCUGGACUCUGUGGUGGUGGAGUUCGAUGACGGGGACACAGGUCACAUUGCUGUCUCCAACAUCCGGCUGCUGCCUCCAGACUUCAAGAUCCAGUGCACAGAGCCCUCCCCAGCUUUGCUUGUAGCCAGCAGCUGCCGGAGAAGCAAGAAAGCGUCAAGCGAGGCCCCCCCGCCCAGUGAGACCCCCGCCCCCAGCCUGUCCCCCAAGGUGCAUGAUGGCCCCGAAGUCUCCAAGACUGCGGGGAAGAAAUCCAUCAGCAAAGACAAAGCCGGCAAAGCCGACCUUGGAACCUCAGGUGCCAAACCCCCCGCUGGAGCCACAGAGCACUUCCUGGGCCGCCGGGCCAGCCCCCUGCUGAGCUGGUCGGCCGUGUCACAGACCAAGCGGAAGGCGGGGGCAGCGGCCAAAGGCCCGGGCUCCCUGCACAACUUCUUUCAGCUCAAUGGUGGCGCCAAGAAGCUCCGUACCCGCGAGGCACUGUUCCCCGUGCACAGCGUGGCCGCACCCGUGUUCGGCAACGGCUUCCGGGCCGCCUCCUUCAGCAGCCUGGCCAGCUCCUACGCACCCUUCGGUGGCGGGGCCGGACCGGGCCUGCCCGGGGGUGCCCACAAGCUGCUCCGGGCCAAGAAGGCCGAGGCGGAGAAGGGUGGGCGGCGGCGGGUGGGAGGCGAGUUCCUCGUCAAGCUGGACCACGAGGGCGUGACCUCACCCAAGAACAAGACCUGCAAGGCCCUGCUGAUGGGCACCAAGGAGCUGGCGCCCAAGCUAGGCCGGCCCCUGCCCACGCCCAGCUACACGCACUCGGCCCUGGUGGGCAAAGACAAGAAAGGGCGGGCGUCUGUACACCCACUGCCCAUGGGGCUGACGCUGCGAAAGUAUGCGGCGGGCCAGGCCGACUACCCCCUCCCCUGUGACAGCGACUGUCCCAGCUCCUACUCGGACGAGGACGAGGACGGCCCCGCCUUGGCGGCCGGUGUGCCCUCCCGCUUCCUCACCCGCCUGUCCGUGUCCCCGUCCUCAUCCAGCUCCUCCACGACCUCGUCCUCAGGCUCCGUGUCCACCUCCAGCCUCUGCUCCUCUGACAACGAGGACUCGUCCUACAGCUCGGACGACGAGGACCCGGCCCUGCUGCUUCAGACCUGCCUCACCCACCCUGUGCCCGCCCUGCUGGCCCAGCCUGAUGCCCUGCGCCCCAAGGGGGGCGGCCCCCACGCGCACGCCCAGCGCUGCUUCCUGUCCCGGGCCUCGGCGGCCGGCGGGAACACGGGCACCGGUUCCAGCAGCAGCAAACCCAGGCUCAAGCGCAAGGAGGCCCUGAGUUUCCCCAAAGCCAAAGAGCUCUCCCGGAGGCAGCGGCUGCCCUCCGUGGAGAACCGGCCAAAGAUCUCGGCCUUCCUGCCUGCCCGGCAGCUCUGGAAGUGGUCGGGGAACCCCACACAGAGGCGGGGCAUGAAGGGGAAGGCCAGGAAGCUGUUCUACAAGGCAAUUGUCCGGGACAAGGAGACGCUGUGUGUGGGAGACUGUGCUGUCUUCCUGUCCGCCGGCCGCCCCAACCUGCCCUACAUUGGCCGCAUCGAGAGCAUGUGGGAGUCAUGGGGCAGCAACAUGGUGGUGAGGGUGAAGUGGUUCUACCACCCGGAGGAGACCAAGCUGGGGAAGCGGCAGAGUGAUGGCAAGAACGCGCUCUAUCAGUCCUGCCAUGAAGAUGAGAAUGAUGUCCAAACCAUCUCCCAUAAGUGCUGGGUGGUGGGGCGUGAGCAGUACGAGCAGAUGACCCAAAGCCGCAGGUACCAGGACCGGCAGGACCUCUACUACCUGGCAGGCACUUACGAUCCCACCACCGGGCGGCUGGUGACCGCUGACGGCGUGCCCAUCCUGUGCUGA